Molecule: messenger RNA, 1663 nt
Organism: Nymphalis io (European peacock)
Lineage: Eukaryota; Metazoa; Arthropoda; Insecta; Lepidoptera; Nymphalidae
Gene: spidey
Product: very-long-chain 3-oxoacyl-CoA reductase-B
Exons: 6
Coding region: 129-1073 (314 amino acids)
Cellular component (GO): endoplasmic reticulum
Molecular function (GO): oxidoreductase activity
Source: RefSeq, a predicted model, not a curated record
AAACUUACUUUCUUCGGACGUCAGUACGCAUGCGUGAAUUGCGUCAAUUGGUUGUGAACGGUCUCUCUAAACAUAACCUCAAUUUUUACAAAUUGAAUUUAAAAUUAUAUGUAUUAUAAUUUAUAAUAAUGGCUCAGUUUAGUUACUUGGAAAAAAUUGGUAUAAUUUUCUUGCUCGCUUUGCUUUUUUAUAUUGUAAAAUGUGUGGUUAACUUGUUUUAUACUUACGUUAUUGGACCGGCAAUCAACAAAGUGGAUUUCAAAUCAAAAGGAAAGUGGGCUUUAAUCACUGGAAGUACUGAUGGAAUCGGGAAAGCAUACGCCAAAGAAUUAGCUGCUCGUGGCUGCGAUAUUAUUCUCGUCAGCCGAUCGAUUGACAAGUUGAAAGCAACUGCCGCUGAAAUAGAGAGUGAAUAUAAAGUGAACACAAAAACAGUGCAAGCUGACUUCUGCGACGGCGAAAGUAUAUACGACAAGAUAUCAAAGGAGAUAACUGAUCUCGAGAUCGGUACGCUGGUGAACAAUGUCGGGAUAUCGUAUACUUAUCCCGAAUAUUUCCUGGACUUGCCGGAUUGGGAGCAAUCUGUUAGCAACAUGAUCAAGGCAAAUGUUGUAAGCGUUACUCGGAUGACCGCUCUCGUUCUACCAGGGAUGGUAAAACGCGGGAAGGGUGUGGUUAUCAACAUUGGGUCAGGAUCGUCAAUCAUACCGAGCCCUCUUCUAACCGUGUACGCUGCUGCAAAGGCAUAUGUCAAUAAGUUCUCAGAAGGUCUGGAUAUGGAAUACGGUAAGAAGGGCAUUAUAGUCCAAUGCGUUCUACCUGGCUUCGUAUGUUCAAACAUGUCGGGGAUACGAAGGAGCACGUUAAUUGCUCCCACCGCGGAAACCUUCGUUAAAUCAGCCAUCAGUCUAGUCGGAACUACCUCAAAGACUCCAGGCUACUUGCCACAUACCAUAUUCUUCUACGUCAUCAACUCAAUCCAUGGCAUUGCUAAUCGAUUCAGCGUCUGGCUGGUCACCAGGAGUAUGGAGAACACGCGCAGGAAGGCGUUGAGAAAGUACAAAAAACAAUAAUUCUUUUUAGUUUAUUGGGUGUAAACAAAUUGGAAUUACUAAUACUAUAUUAAUAUUAAAUUAUUUGCACUAGAAGUGUAUUGCAUGUCAUUAUUGCCAAAGACAUAUAUUGUUUUUACAUACGUAAUUCCAUUCAAGUGUUAUUCUCAUUAUACUGUGUGAAAAAUCUUUUGAAGAAUACGUAAUUAAAAUUGUGAUUUUAAUUUUCGUUGUUUUAAAAUUUGACGUUAACAGAUUAAAAAAAAUUGUUAACGUUAUAAGACUCCGGAAUGGAAUGGCGUUAUGUAAAGCUUGUUUAAAAAAGUGUUAUGAUUUUUACGAAAUAAUAAAUAUCCAAUUGGCUUAUGGAUAGUAGAACACUUGGUAACGUAAUUAGUUACCUAAUACCGCUAGAUACUAUCCAUGAAAAGUCGAUGUAAAUACUCUUUACCUGAGGCUGUUAAUAUUUGGCAUUUUGGUGUUAUGUAGUCAUUUUAUUUUAUUCAAGGAUGCGAGGAAAUAGUUCAAAAACUUAAUUUACAGUAGAAAGUGGGACUGUGUUAGAAUAAUAGAUUCAUUUUUGUAGAUAUUAAAAUGGUUUCAAAUAUAAA